Penicillium malachiteum is the source of this 840-nucleotide messenger RNA. RefSeq lists its product as uncharacterized. The transcript is spliced from 3 exons. Bases 1 to 840 code for a protein of 279 amino acids. The record is from RefSeq and is a predicted model, not a curated record. NCBI's taxonomy places the organism in Eukaryota, Fungi, Ascomycota, Eurotiomycetes, Eurotiales, Aspergillaceae.
AUGUCUAGGCCCAAGCAUCGUCGCAAAGCAGCUUUUGCUGUACUUGGGGAAACGCUCACCCUCGCUAUAAUCAACUACGGCACUGGGAAGAUUGUAAAGGUUGCCAAUGGACGUGCUGUUACUAUUCCAGUCACAAGUGACAGUCACGAAAGCUACUGGGUGGUCAAUGCUAGUGUAGCAGACCAAACCCUGAAUGCUAUCCUCAAUGGAUCAUCUGCAGAAGCCAUUCCUUCGAGCGGUGGGAAUCCCAUUCCGAUCUCUCAGUGGCAAAUCACUCCCAAUGAAGACAAUUCUGAAGUUUUUUACAUCACAGACCCACAGAGCGGGACACGACUGGAAGGUGCAGGACCCAGGACUGAGAUUUCUGCGAUCUCAACCGAUGCUUUAACUAGUGGCCCAAAACAUGACGACAUUCAUUUGUGGCAGCUUGUUGCCAUAGUUGCUGCUAACAACCUCACGCCAGCCAGCAAUGGAGCUUCUUUUCUCUCUCAAUGGGAAGACAAGAAGAUUGUGUAUACUCCCAAGAAGCCCGUGGCCACAGUGGCGUCCAUCGACAAGAAUGAUAUCAAGACUUUGAAGGACAAGGGCAACAAAAUAAAGGAGAGUGAUGAGGAUGCGCUCUUGAAUGGUGGGGUUCGAAUCGACCGUCAGGGCUUCUUCCAGAAAAAGCCAGGCAAGGACUCAACCUAUUUCGCCAACUUGCAAGGUCAAGUUUCAAAAUUGUCGGUUUGGCAAGUGAAUAUACAGACUGGCCAGGAGUUUGGUGUAGCUGCUAUCAGGAAGGAAAUGGCAGAGAGUAUGAAUUCGGAUCCGCCAAAGGAGCUCUGGCUGGAGGCAUGA